Lachancea mirantina is the source of this 795-nucleotide messenger RNA. The record is from the annotation of a GenBank genome assembly. Lineage: Eukaryota; Fungi; Ascomycota; Saccharomycetes; Saccharomycetales; Saccharomycetaceae.
AUGACUGCGAAUUACACUGAAAGAGCAGCUAAACACCCCAGUCCCGUUGCUUCGAAGCUUCUGCGACUUAUGGACGAGAAGAAAACCAAUUUAUGCGCAUCGUUGGAUGUUCUGACCACCGAGGAACUCUUGAAACUUGCUGACAUUCUGGGCCCAUAUAUCUGUCUUUUAAAAACCCAUAUUGACAUUUUGCCCGAUUUUACAAUGGAUGGCACUGUCAAGCCCUUGAAAGAGCUAGCGAAGAAGCACAAUUUUAUGAUCUUUGAAGACCGAAAGUUUGCCGAUAUCGGUAACACGGUCAAGCUACAAUACUCUUCAGGUGUACAUAAAAUUGCGGAAUGGGCCGAUAUAACAAAUGCGCACGGUGUGACGGGUGCGGGUAUUGUUCAAGGCUUGAAACAGGCUGCACAAGAAUCGACAAAUGAACCAAGAGGGUUGCUCAUGCUAGCAGAACUUUCGUCUAAGGGUUCUCUUGCACACGGAGAAUAUACUGCUGGAACUGUUGAGAUUGCUAAGAGCGACAAGGAUUUUGUGAUCGGUUUCAUUGCGCAAAGGGAUAUGGGAGGACGGGACGAAGGUUUCGAUUGGCUUAUCAUGACACCCGGGGUCGGGCUCGACGACAAAGGUGACAGUUUGGGUCAACAAUACAGAAGCGUGGACGAAGUCAUCCAAGGCGGCUCAGACAUAAUCAUUGUAGGAAGAGGUCUUUUUGGCAAGGGCAGAGAUCCUGCCGUCGAAGGUGCUCGCUACCGGAAAGCCGGUUGGGAGGCCUACAGCAGGAGAGUGGGUCUCUAA